This is a messenger RNA of Cokeromyces recurvatus, 1254 nucleotides long. Its product is annotated as mitochondrial carrier domain-containing protein. The record is from RefSeq and is a predicted model, not a curated record. Gene Ontology annotation, biological process: mitochondrial membrane fission; mitochondrial fission. NCBI's taxonomy places the organism in Eukaryota, Fungi, Mucoromycota, Mucoromycetes, Mucorales, Mucoraceae. The transcript has 2 exons. Gene Ontology annotation, cellular component: mitochondrial outer membrane. The coding region runs from base 1 to 1254 and encodes 417 amino acids.
AUGACCCUAAAUGCAUAUCUUGGCUUCCUAUCACUUGGAAGUGCAAUACAAACACGAUUUCAUACAGAAUGUCAAGAAGAAGAACGUCAUGAGCUUGAGAGAUUACAACGAAUGGCACAACAAGUGACAUUAGCAGAAAUUGAUACUGUAUCAACGGUCAGUAUACAUAAUGCUCCUUCAGAACGUAAAGUGGAAGUAAAGGAAAAUAUAUCAGGUGUUGCAUUGGCUAUUAGUACUAUGAUAGCUAAUUAUUCAUUAUGUUUUCCUAUUGUGGCAGCACGACAUCGUCUACAAGCAUUACCAACAUUACAUAGUUAUAAAAGAGAUACACCCAUUUACGGUUUACAAUCGAUUAUAUACACAUAUAAACUAGGAGGUAUUCGAAGGCUUUAUCCAGGCUUUGGGCUAGGAUUGAUAGGUCAGUCUAUCAGUGCAACUUAUGAAUCGGGUGUGAAUCAAAUCAUGUCACAUGCCAUCACAUCUGCCAAUAAAAGAAACAAGAAAAUUCUCAGUAAUUUACUCAGUCUACUCACGAAAGGGUUAACGUUAUUCAUCAAUAUUCCACUUUAUCCACUUUAUCGUAAUGCUUUAAUUCUUCGUGUUCAAUCAGAUUCAGAUUUAACACGAGUUGUCAUUCAUAACUCCCGCGACUUUAUUGAUCUUUAUAAGCAAGAACUUAAUUGCUUUUGGCCAACUAAUCCUAAUUAUCAGCACAUUAUAUCAGCUUUUUUACCUUCUUGUAUAUUGAAUGCAGUUACCGAGAAACUGUUAAUUUUUAUAUAUCGCUUUAUAUACCAAAAAUUUUCAAACGAAUCAUUGUCUUCAAACGAUGGCGAAUCAUCUACUACAACUCAAACUAAUGCAUCCAAGAAAAAAAAGGAAUUAACAGUACUGCAUACAUUCUAUCCUGAAAUUGCAUGUGGUGUUAUCAGCAGUAUGUUUACUCGUGCAUUAAGUUACCCUAUUGACACUGUGAUCUUCAGAUUGAUGCUCCAGGAUAGUGGCGUCUUGAAGACAAAUACAACUUACACAGGAUUUUUUGAUUGUAUAAAAAAAAUGUGGUAUGAAGAAGGAGGCUGGAAAGGAUUUUAUCCAGGAUGGGGUGUUGGUGUGUUGGAAGUGACUGUAGGUUGCUUCAUAUUAGAAACUUCAUGGUGGGCUUAUCAUGCCAUUGAAUGGAAAUUACGAGCACCUGGAUCAAGCGAUACACGUGCAGUUAGAAAAGCUAGAAAAUUAAAAGAAAGACUUAUGUAA